AGCCAGUGCUGGUCAGUGCUGAAAGUGCAACAGCUGGCUUCCAGCAAAUUGUGUGUUAAAUUUAUGUUAAAAUGCCCAUAAACUGCAAGUCCCAGUGCGGAAAUCGGGCUGCUUUGAAACGACCGAAAACCGGCGAUGCCCUGUGCAAGGAGUGCUUUUUUGCCGCCUUCGAGGCGGAAAUCCAUCACACGAUCUCCUCCAGCCACUUGUUUCGGCGUGGUGAGAAGGUGGCCGUGGCGGCCAGUGGAGGCAAGGAUUCCACUGUCCUGGCGCAUGUCUUGAAACUGCUAAACGAACGCCACGAUUAUGGCCUGGAACUGGUGCUCCUUUCCAUUGACGAGGGCAUCACUGGCUAUCGGGACGACAGUUUGGAGACGGUCAAGCAGAACCGUGACGACUACCAGCUGCCCCUGAAGAUCCUGUCCUACGAGGAGCUCUACGGCUGGACCAUGGACCGCAUUGUGGGGCAGAUCGGGCGCUCCAACAACUGCACCUUUUGCGGGGUUUUCCGCCGACAGGCCUUGGAUCGAGGAGCCAAGCUGCUGGGCGUGGACAGCAUAGCCACGGGCCACAACGCCGACGACAUUGCGGAGACGGUGCUGAUGAAUGUGCUCCGUGGGGACACGGCACGCCUGCGUCGCUGCACAGACAUUCGGACCGGCGGCGGCGAGGAUUCCAUUCCACGUGUGAAGCCCCUAAAAUACAGCUACGAGAAGGAGAUCGUGAUGUAUGCCCACUACAAGAAGCUUGUCUACUUCUCCACGGAAUGUGUAUUUGCCCCCAAUGCGUAUCGCGGCCAUGCCCGAGCCUUUCUCAAAGAUCUGGAGAAGGUGCGACCUUCGGUUAUCAUGGACAUCAUCUACUCCGGCGAGCAGCUGCGAUUCAAGGACACCGUGAAGAAACCAGUUCGUGGCAUAUGCACUCGCUGUGGCUUCGUUUCCUCACAACAGCCCUGCAAGGCGUGUGUCCUUCUCGAGGGUCUGAAUAGAGGAUUGCCCAAGCUGGGCAUAGGCAAAAAGUCCAAGGGCGAGCGAAUGAUUGCCAAGCAGGACCAGGAACUGGCCCUACGGGAGCGAGCAAAUUUAGUAAAAAACGAUUUUUAACAUUUCAA
Molecule: messenger RNA, 1111 nt
Organism: Drosophila elegans
Lineage: Eukaryota; Metazoa; Arthropoda; Insecta; Diptera; Drosophilidae
Gene: Ctu1
Product: cytoplasmic tRNA 2-thiolation protein 1
Exons: 3
Coding region: 72-1103 (343 amino acids)
Biological process (GO): tRNA wobble position uridine thiolation
Cellular component (GO): cytosolic tRNA wobble base thiouridylase complex; mitochondrion
Molecular function (GO): tRNA binding
Source: RefSeq, a predicted model, not a curated record